AAAACCUCCGAAAUGGCUAGGGUUUUGCCCACCGAAGAUUGCGCCCCCGCUCUAAUGGCGGUCUCCUCUAAAUCGACGAGUCUCAAAGCUUUAACGGCCAGCUGAGAAGUCCGAGUUCCUGUUGAAUCCGAGGUAAGCACACGAACUUAGAUCGAUAGAUUGGUUUGAGAGAAAUCGAGAUUGCUGAUUUAAUUGUGUAGAAAAGCUAGAUAUGGAUUCAAUUUGCUGUUAGAAUCUUUCUCCCUUCGUGUGCCCUCUGCUUCUAGUCAUGAUAAGCCUCCGAUUUCUUCAAUGUAUCGGUGCUUCUAAAAUGGUGACCCAAGCGAGCAGUGCUAUGAUUUUUCCAGCUGUUUCUGGGGAAGUUUUUGGUUUUCAGAAUUGCCCACCCCCCCUGUUGCAGAAAAAUCGAAAUUUCCACAGUAUUUCAGGCACCCCAGCUGCGUCUCUCUAUAUCCAGAAACACCCAUUGUUUCACUCACAGAAAAGCCCUUUUCUUUUGGAUUCACGAGCUGAAUUUCAGAGCAUAGGAUUGUUUGAUUUUGGAAGAAGGUGGAAUAGUUGCAGUAUUUUGCCUGCCCACACUCCGAAUGUUUCGAAUGUCAGCAGAUUUUUAAAUCAGCAGUGGAACCGAUCCUUCUCUACUACGCAAGCUGCAUGCGCUGAUGUCCAUGUUACGGUCAUGGAUGGAAAGCCAUUGCCUGAUGGUCACGCUGCAUCCCGAAUCUCUCGAAUGGAUCGAAUUGAUGCCCAAAAUGCUCUCUUUGAAUACCUUCACGGUACCAGGAGCUUGCAUUUCACUGAUGCUGAACACAUGAGCAAAAAUUCCCCAGUAUUUCUCCAGAAUCUGAUUGCAAAAGUUGAGAAUGAGCCUGAUGUCGGACGGUCACUUACAAGGUUUCUUCGCUACCAUCCUAUCAAUGAGUUUGAACCAUUCUUCGAGAGUUUGGGGUUGAAACCAUCGGAGUUGUAUCCCCUUCUUCCCCGGAAUCUAAUGUUUCUUAGUGAUGAUGAUGUCUUGCUUAACAAUUACCAUGGUCUUUGCAAUUAUGGAGUUCCUCGUAGCAAGAUUGGCAAGAUGUACAAGGAAGGGACUGAGAUGUUUAGAUAUGGUUACGGUAUCUUACUAUCAAAGCUUCAAGCUUAUGAGAAACUUGGCCUGACCAAACCCACCAUUAUCAAGUUGGUUACAUGCUGUCCAGAACUCUUAAUUGGUGAUGUAAAUGUUGAAUUUCUUCGAGUUCUUGAGAAAUUGAAAAGUUUAGGGGUUGAGCUGGAUUGGAUCAGAGGAUGUUUAUCAGACAAGAGCAUGUACAAUUGGAGUCGUAUACUUGAAAUGCUGAAUUUUCUUGAUAGAAUGGGCUGUAACAAGAAAAUUUUGGCUAGGCUAAUUAAAGAACACCCCAGAUUUAUUUUUGAUGAUUCUGGAAAGAAGAUUUAUAUACUAGUUGCAAUGUUGUUGAAGUUGGGUCUUAAGAUGAAUGAUAUUUUAACUUUAUUCGUGCAGUACCCUCGAAUUCUGAUUGGAAAUUUCACAAAGAAUUUGUGGAAGUCUGUGCAAUUUUUAGCUGACAUUGGGAUGGAAACAGAGGACAUUGCAAGGAUAGUGGCUUCUCAUGCUCAAGUUUUAGGUUCCUGUUCUUGUAAGAGGCCUAAAGUUGUACUGGGAAGCUUAAAGAUAUCCCCUGAAAAGUUGUGUGAAAUAAUUAAGGAGGAUCCAAGUCAGUUCAGUAAUUUGGCUUCUAGAAAGAAGGUCGGAAUUGUAAAUUUACCUAGAGUGGAUGGAACUUUUCUGCAGGAGAAGACCAAUUUCUUAUUGAAACUUGGGUUUGUUGAGAACUCAGAUGAGAUGGCAAAAGCACUGUGCAAGUUCCGAGGCAGAGGAGACCAACUGCAGGAAAGAUUUGACUGCUUAGUGAAUGCUGGGUUCGACUACCACACAGUUUCAGACAUGAUCAAAUUAGUUCCUUCAAUACUAAAUCAAUCCACAGACAUAAUCGAGAAGAAGAUUGAUUAUCUUCUAAACCAUUUGGAUUAUUCUCUGGAGUCACUUGCGGCUUUUCCGACAUUCCUGUGCUACAAUACGGAUAAGAUAAAGCUGAGGUUUUCAAUGUACAAUUGGCUUAAGGAGCAAGGAGUAGUGAUACCUACCAAAAACAGGAAGAUAAUUAGGUCCACAGUGGCCUUGAGCACCAUUCUUGCAUGCUCUGAUGCACGAUUUGUAAAAUACUUCGUAGAUCUCCAUUCUGAAGGGCCAAAGGUAUGGGAAAGGUUGAAAAGCUCAGUAUCUUCAAGCUGAAGGGUGUCUUUGUCUUUUAAAUGGAAACAUCAUCUUUCAGAAUAUAGUGGAUCUCCUUGAAGCGGAUAUUGCUUGAGUUGUGACUCUUUUAACAUAUGAUUCCUAUGAUAAUUGUCUCCUGUACCGCUCUAUGCCACCUGAUAUGGUGCAUACCGUACCGUACUGGUAUGAAACACACCAUCAAGUUUGUACAAUCCCCAUACUAUCCAUACCGACAUGUACUGAGAUAAACCAAAAUACAUACCAGUCUGUACCGAGACGUAUCAAGAUGAAAAUUGAGAAAAAUAGUUUGAGAGCUAUUUCGGUACAUAGGUAUACCUUACCCUACCAGGUUUAUGGUUGCACAAAUUUCCUCUUCUUAUUAUUCUUCCUCUUCAUUUUGAUAAGGCACCAAGUACCCCUUGUUAUCUCUAUUGGUUGGUUUGCUAUUGCAGAUAUUCAAAGGAAGCCUACUCUUUGUGGAGAGGGCUGUCUUAGUGGCUUGCAGAGACAAUUGCCUAGGUUAAUUCCAGUGUUCUGCUGUCAUGAUGCUUUAAUGGCACUGAAACUAAUCAAGUUUCCAUCAGGGAUCACAUCUCCUAUGGUUAGAGAUUGGCUGGAGAAUUAAACAUAAUGUUGCCUGUUCUGACUGUGUCAUAGCAGACAAUAAUUCAUUUCGUGUUCAACCAUCAACUCUGCAGCUCUUUUUAAGCUGUCGCACUUCAAACCCGGAGACUCAUUUCAUCAACCAACUGAACCUGGUCAUUUUCUUAAGUACCUUCUCCAUUACCUUUCCGAUCCUUAGCCACUUGCCACCUUCUAUCACCUUAAUCGUGGAUGCUCAAAAAUAGAAAAUUUUUCCAUUUUUUUUGUUAAUUGAGAAAAGUGGUAGGUUCUGCUUGUCACGCUUUCAAAUUCUUAUUUCAGAGUUUAUCAUAAUCUUUGUCAUAUUGCAGCUACAAGAGGAUUCUGCAAAUUUAAAAAAUCGUAUUUGCAUUCCACCCACAGAGAGAAAAAAAAAAAAGUUUGCAUCCACUUUAUAGGUUUUCAUGCUUCUUGAAUCAUCUCUCUUUUUACCAGGCCAAACCCCAUGCACUUCCUUCGCGUUCCUGCAGACCUAUUAAUCUAGCACUACAUGAUCCCAACCCAGCACUCAACAACCGCCGAAUACCCAGUCAUGGUAAUUUACGAUGAUUACAUUGUUUUAUCUACAUAUAAACAAGCACUCACAACAGAUCUAUCUUGAUUGAAAUUCCACUUUGAAAAAAUAUGACUAACGAUCUACGUACCUUCUUGCCUUGCUGCAGUAAACCUUUUCCGCCACAAUGCAACAGUCAAGAAACAUUGCACCACAUUGGUUUUUUAUGCUCCAUGGCAACUCUCCGCAGAAGUUUCGAUGCUUCCCAUUUGCAAUUAUGAACACGCUCGCCCUCUCUCAAAAGAAAAAAGAAAUAAGAAAGAAUGCAUUUGGGUUCCAUGACGCCAACAUCAUCAAGCUACUGAACAAUGCAAAGAGUCUACCGAACAUGCUAACCACAAGGCACGUACAUCCCACAUUACAACAACUGGAAAACAAUCUCAAAGACUGGAAUAAACAGAACAUUCUCAUAAUAUUGGAAUAAACAGAUCUACCACUGAAAUUUUAAUUCCAAAAUGCAGAACCUUUACUCUUAUGCAGCUAGAAGCAUAUCUUGUAAUGACCUGGAAGCCGUAACAUUUUAAAGAGGAAAACUAGCAUCAGAAUCAAGAGCCAGGUACCGUUCUUUGAAUAGAUCUUGUCUGUCAAUCCUAAGAGCACCUCUCGAUGGAUUUAAGUCAUUUAAGUCACAAAUAAACAGAACUUCUGUUGAUUAAAGUUGGCAAUCCGGUAGAUUCAAUUUGAUCGCUUUGCAGGGCAGAAAGGCAUGUUCAUAAUAGAGCAACACAAAUAGACACCUUAAAAAAAUAAACCGAUUUAUACUCAGCAGGUACACCCUAGUGUCAUCCAAAAUAAAACUAUUUAGCAAUUCUACCUGUCCCGGAAGCUGGUUGCUUCUGAUAUAGGGGUCAUGAACUACAAGUCAUUGCCAUAAUCUAUAGCCAAUAUAUCUGACACCCAAAAAAAAAA
Molecule: messenger RNA, 4382 nt
Organism: Phoenix dactylifera (date palm)
Lineage: Eukaryota; Viridiplantae; Streptophyta; Magnoliopsida; Arecales; Arecaceae
Product: Mitochondrial transcription termination factor family protein
Biological process (GO): regulation of DNA-templated transcription
Molecular function (GO): double-stranded DNA binding
Source: RefSeq, a predicted model, not a curated record